Messenger RNA from Achroia grisella, 1341 nucleotides. RefSeq names its product JNK-interacting protein 1 (gene Aplip1). Lineage: Eukaryota; Metazoa; Arthropoda; Insecta; Lepidoptera; Pyralidae. Gene Ontology annotation, molecular function: protein binding. Gene Ontology annotation, biological process: regulation of JNK cascade. The transcript has 8 exons. The coding region runs from base 25 to 1332 and encodes 435 amino acids. Gene Ontology annotation, cellular component: cytoplasm. The record is from RefSeq and is a predicted model, not a curated record.
UUAACAAUCAGGUGGAAAAGCGACAUGGCCGACAGCGAGUUUGAAGAAUUUCGUCGUGUGUUCGACAGACUGCCUCAACACGUAAAGGCUCCAACGCCAUUCUAUUCGUUAGUGCCAAAUGUUGGUUUGGAUGAUGAAUCACUGUCAUCGAAGAGUGAAGACACUCCAGAGGAAGAUAGAGGCUGCAUUGCAGACAGCGACGGUGCAGCCCCCGCACAAGAUGACGUAUCACCACCACAACCUGACUUAACUGAGCCACAACGCAGUCCCAGACACCAGACAUUUUCAAAUGGAGAAAGAAGAAGAAGAAAGCUUCCAGAGAUUCCAAAAAAUAAGAAAUCAACAAUAUUAGCUAAUGGGCAACCAGCAUCACUAGCUGAUGAAUUAGGAGCCCUGGCCGGACUACUAAUCAGGCCUGGAUGUCAAGGUCGACCGCUACUAGUCCUGAAAUGCGGGUACCUUCUGGACGAGGAUUCCAGUCCAGACUCGGAGCGUCUGCAGAGCCUGGGCGAUGUCGAUAGUGGUCACAGCACAGCGCAUUCACCAAUCGAUACAGGUCCCAAAAGUAUAUCCCCAACGCCGCUACAACAAAACGUGUCACCAUCUUCAAGCUGUAGCAUUAGUGGAAUAAACUUUGCUGGUAAUAUGACCACGGUUCCACAUAGUCAACUGGAAAUGCUGGAAGCUACUCAUAGAGGCCUACAUAAGUUUAAUCCCAGACAUCACGACGAGAUUGAAGUGGAAAUAGGUGACCCUAUAUAUGUGCAAAAAGAGGCAGACGACCUAUGGUGUGAAGGUGUCAAUUUGAGAACGGGUCAACAGGGAAUUUUUCCGUCAGCCUACGCAGUGGAUAUGGACUACAAUGAUUUCGACCCUGCCAAUGCCAAAGUUAAAAGAGAGCGAUAUUUAUUAGGAUACAUGGGAUCAGUAGAGACGUUGGCCCAUAAAGGAACAGGCGUGGUUUGCCAAGCUGUAAAGAAGAUUGUUGGUGAGUCAAGUGGAGAGCCAGGAGUACAGCCUUGCAUCCUGGAGGUGUCAGAUCAAGGUCUACGUAUGGUCGACCGGUCGAAGCCAGAUAGAACACGAAGUGGUCCGUGCAUUGACUACUUCUAUUCGCUGAAGAACGUCUCGUUCUGCGCUUUCCAUCCUCGUGAUCACCGAUAUCUUGGCUUCAUCACGAAACAUCCGACGUUACAAAGGUUCGCGUGCCACGUAUUCAGGGGUCAGGAGUCCACGAGACCAGUAGCAGAAGCUGUUGGGAGAGCGUUCCAGAGGUUUUAUCAGAAAUUCAUAGAAACAGCAUAUCCCAUUGAGGACAUUUACAUAGAAUAAACAAACAGC